Patiria miniata (bat star) is the source of this 1779-nucleotide messenger RNA. RefSeq names its product xaa-Pro aminopeptidase 3-like (gene xpnpep3). Lineage: Eukaryota; Metazoa; Echinodermata; Asteroidea; Valvatida; Asterinidae. Gene Ontology annotation, cellular component: mitochondrion. The record is from RefSeq and is a predicted model, not a curated record. Gene Ontology annotation, molecular function: metalloaminopeptidase activity; manganese ion binding. The transcript is spliced from 4 exons. Bases 77 to 1648 code for a protein of 523 amino acids.
ACUAACAACCCUGUAAACAAACACGUGUAAUGUGCACGUGCUUGACCAGUCGGAGACUACAUCAUAUGCGAUAUGCAUGCAAGUAAAGAUUAAGAUGGCUAACUUAAUUUUUCCUGGUCGAGCUGCCAAGCUUUUCAUUGCUUUGAAUCAACCUAGAACAAUCAACACAUUGAUGAACAGCUAUGGUAGAUUUUUCUGCACAAAAUACGGGUGUCUAAGUCAACAAGAUGGCAUCUCUCUUCCAAAGAGAUACCUUGGACAACCGACUCCCUUCACCCACAAGCACCUGCUGAAGGACGACGAAAUCACUCCACAGGUCACACGCCAAGAGUACAUGGACAGGCGCACUGCUCUCAUGUCCGCCAUAGGACGGUCAUUCAGUGGUGGCAGCAGUGGUAGUAAUCACGCGGUGGUUGUCCUGGCCGCAGAUAAGAAGUACAUGACUGAUGAUAUACCGUACCCCUUCAGACAGAACACCAGUUUCCUGUACCUGACGGGCUUCCAGGAGCCAGAUAGUGCCUUGGUUUUAGAGAGCAUCCCAGGAAGGCCGUUGCCAGAGCACAAGGCAACUCUCUUCGUCCAGCAACGAGAUCCAGAGAGGGAGCUUUGGGAUGGUCCCAGGGCGGGCACUGAGGGAGCCCUUCAGUUUCUCGGCGUCCACGAAUGCAAGCCGAUUGGCGAUUUGAGCGAGAAGCUGCACAGUCUUGCGAACAGCAAGAGCGAGCUGGUGGCAUGGUACGACGUCUUCAAACCCUCCAAUGCCACACUCCAUAAAGAAGUGAAGGAUACGUUUGUUCAACAGUGCCGCAACAGGGGACACCCUGUUAACAUCCUGGAGAAUGUUCUACAGUCGCAGAGGGUUAUCAAAUCCCCCUCAGAGCAAGACUUAAUGAGGACCUCUGCAUCUGUUGCAGCCAACGCCAUCAAAGACGUAAUGGCCUUCUCGCAUCCAGGAGUCAACGAAUCUAUCCUGUACGCCAAGCUAGACUACAGCUGCCGCGUCCGAGGGGCGGAGUUCCUGGCCUACCCGCCAGUCAUAGCGGGCGGUAGCAGAGCCAACACCCUCCAUUACAUCAGCAAUAAUCAGAUGAUUUUGGACACCGAACUGGUGCUCAUGGAUGCCGGUUGCGAGUGCCACGGCUACGCCAGCGACAUCACCCGGACUUGGCCGGUGAACGGUCGGUUCACCGAGCCGCAGGCUGAAGUGUACCAGGCCAUCCUGGAUGUGCAGAAAGAUUGCAUUGAGAUGUGCACAGUAGGCGGGACACUAGACCAAGUGUAUCACUUUAUGCUGGCCGAGUUGGGUAAAUGCUUGCAGGAAAUGAGGGUUUUGCCACCAGAACUUGCAGAAUGGGAACUCAUUAAGAUGACCAAGCAAUACUGUCCACAUCACGUGGGUCAUUACCUGGGCAUGGAUACACACGACACAGGGCGGGUAUCCCGCAGCAGUCAACUACAACACGGCAUGGUGGUCACUAUAGAACCGGGUCUGUAUAUACCUGAGUCGGACACCAGUGCGCCAGCCAAGUACCGAGGCAUUGGCAUCCGAAUUGAGGACGACAUUUUAGUCACGACUGACGGACCUGAAAUCCUCUCUGUCGAGUGUCCAAAGGAGAUUGAGGAGUUGGAAACGCUCAUUAGAAAAUAGUUUUUAAUUAAAAUACUGAUUUAUUUUGGCUACUUUCCUGGUUUGCAGCAUUGCCAAUGUUGCUAGCAUCACGACUUCUGGCGUGAUCCCUGGCUACCUGGCAUGUACGGGUUUAUGGCUUCUGACUAGCG